Catharus ustulatus (Swainson's thrush) is the source of this 3244-nucleotide messenger RNA. RefSeq names its product sorting nexin 7 (gene SNX7). The transcript has 9 exons. NCBI's taxonomy places the organism in Eukaryota, Metazoa, Chordata, Aves, Passeriformes, Turdidae. Bases 148 to 1530 code for a protein of 460 amino acids. Gene Ontology annotation, molecular function: phosphatidylinositol binding. The record is from RefSeq and is a predicted model, not a curated record.
CAGCGCGGCCCUCCCGCGCCGCUUCCACUCCUGAGCACUGAGCGCGCCCCACCGGGCGGCCGCGGCCAGGGGCGGGCGGGGGAGCCGCCAACUGCGGCCCCGCGGGGAGCGGCUGUGCCGGGGCCGCCGCCCCGCUCGCAGGGCAGGAUGGACGCGGAGGGCCGGGUACCGGGGCCAGCGCUUCCCGCCGGCGGGGAAGGGCCCGGGACCGACUCGCAUCUCGCUGCGGGUGCCCUCGGCACUGCCCGGGGGCCGCUGCUCGCCGCCGCCGAGGUGCUGGCGCUGGACGAUGAGGAAGACGACCUGGAGGUGUUCAGCAAGGAUGCAUCUCUGACUGAGGUAAACUCAUUCAGUCCUUCAGUGCCAAUAUCCCCCUCAUCAAUGAUAAACCAGUAUAAAUUUGAAGAUGGGCCAGAAAUAAGAGAUCUCUUCAUUACCGUUGAUGAUCCUGAAAGCCACAUUACAGCCAUUGAAACAUUCAUUACAUACAGAGUAGUCACAAAGACAACCCGUGGUGAAUUUGACUCCAGUGAAUAUGAAGUUCGAAGACGGUAUCAGGAUUUCCUUUGGUUGAAGAGUAAACUUGAAGAAGCACAUCCAACACUGAUUAUUCCUCCGUUGCCUGAGAAAUUCAUAAUGAAGGGAAUGGUGGAACGAUUUAGUGACGAAUUCAUUGAGACUCGAAGAAAAGCUUUACAUAAAUUUUUGAACCGUAUUGCUGACCAUCCAACUUUAACUUUUAAUGAGGACUUCAAAAUUUUCCUUACUGCACAAGCCUGGGAACUCUCCUCACACAAGAAGCAGGGUCCUGGUUUGCUGAGCAGGAUGGGACAGACGGUCAGAGCUGUAGCAUCCUCAGUAAGAGGAGCAGUUAAAAAUCGUCCUGAAAUGUUUACAGAAAUGAACAAUUACAUGGAAACAUUUAGUCAGAAAAUAAACUUACUAGAUAAAAUAGCUCAUAGGAUUUACAAGGAAGAAAGGGACUAUUUUAAUGAAAUGAAGGAGUAUGGCCCCAUCCACACGCUGUGGUCAGCUUCAGAAGAAGACAUUGCAGACUCCCUGAAGGGCAUUGCCAGCUGCAUCGAGCGCUGCUGCAGGGCCACAGAGAAGAGAAUGGCAGGGCUCUCAGAGCACCUGCUGCCCAUCUUACAUGAAUAUGUUCUCUACAGUGAAAUUCUCAUGGGUGUUUUGAAAAGGAGAGACCAAAUUCAAGGCGAGCUGGAUUCCAAAGUUGAUGCUUUAGCCAAUAAAAAGACAGAAAAGGAUCUGUUCUCAGAAGAGAUUGGGAAACUUGAAGACAAAGUUGAACGUGCCAAUAAUGCUCUGAAAGCGGACUGGGACAGGUGGAAGCAGAACAUGCAGUGGGAUAUGAGAUCAACAUUCACUAAUGUGGCUGAGAAUAAUCUCCGUUACUAUGAAGAGGCCUUAGUCAUGACACCAUUGUCUGACAGCUUAGUCCAGAAGAGGUAUCUGCCAAACAGCUGGAAUCACAAACUGUCCACAGGGUGGAGCUUUCAUCUGAGAAACUGAUUGUCACCAUGAAUAUUUUCAUUAAUUUAGAAACAGAUAUUCUAAAGAUGCAGCAUUACUAAACCCAAAGCAGGAUACAGAGUUAGUGGUGGUGCUGGCAGUGUUAUUUAGCUGGCAGGUUUGAAGUGUUGCUGCUGCAGAGUAGCAGAACCACACCAGGCACUGUUGAAUUCUGGCUUCGAAGAAUAGAAGCAAUUAAACAUAUGCUAAAUUUGUCCUUUUUUUUCUCAUGUGUUUAGUAUAGCUAGUCCAUAUGCAGCCAAAGAAUUUUGGUAACCUAUUCUUCUCCAGAAAAGCACCAGAAUAAGUGGCUAGGUUUUACAGCCCAAUCCAAAGACUAGUUAGACAUUGUAAAUCCAGCAGAGUUUGGGUUUCCACUGCUUGUUGGAAACUCCAGGAAAUGAAGGCAAAUUGGUGUUUUUUCCUAUUCUAGGAUGAUUGUUAGUUUUGGCAUUGAAAGAAUGUGUUUUUUCUUGACCAUGGAUGAAGCUUUCUUUUAAAGCGUAGCAUUUGAUUUUAUUUAUCACAUGUGAAAUUAAUCCUGUUAAACUCAAUCAGAUAAUCAGUUACCUUUGAUAUAGUCAGCUUCCUGUUGGUAUUAGCACACCUUUUUAUUUUCUGAUUUUCUUAAGUAUUUCAAGCACAGUCUACUGUAUUUCUGUGAAUUACAUUGUUGUACAGGCAUAAAUUGAUUCAAAAGAUUCAUUAUGGCAAAACAAUACUUGUUUCCCAUUACAACAACUUCCCUCUAACUACAAAGCCCUUAUGUACCUCUUGGCCUUGUUAAAGCUGUAGAAAAAUAAAUGAGAUUUGUUAUUUGCCCUAGAGGCCUCUGUAAUGAUGCAUUUCAGCAGUCAUUUGGCCAUGUAGCAGAAAGUUGGCUGCUCCUGUGUGUUGUUCACAUCCUACCUCAGCCAUGGCUGGGAGUUCAGCUACCAAACUUCAUGAGAUUUUCAAAAGCUCUCCCAUCUGAGCCUGAAUGUCCCUUUGAUCAAAGACAGAUCCAUCUUUGAACCCUCAUUCACUUCAGCCUGUAAAAUUUUUUAAAAAUAAUUUUGGGAAGACAUUUUCUAGAGUGGGAAUUACUAUUUCUGUGUGGUCUAGUUUUUGUUUCCCUGCACACAGAAAUCAUGAAAAUAUUUUCUGUUUCUCUCAGACACAAACAAGACUUUAUUUUCAGACUCUACUCCAAAAAAUGCCAUCAUAAGUGUUAUUUUUAAGGUAUCAGCCACAGAUAACUGGGAACUGGAACAGAAACACACAUGGCAUGUGACACACUGCUUCUGCUAGCAUCCUUACAUCCUUUUUCAUUAUAUAUGCAAUUGUACUACAUGAAAAACUUUUUGCUACUUUUCUAAGAAUGAUGUUGCAGAGUAGAUAUGUGUCCUCCAGUGGUAAUCAGAAUAUUUUAGGUAAAGUAGCCUUAUUUAAGUUCUUUGUAUUUCAUUUUGUGUAUUUAGCCUUUUUUAUGUUUUCCAUUAGUCUUUUACGAGUACGUAAUUGGAUUAUGAAUUUCAAUCCAGUGCAAACACAUUUAAUUUCCUCAGUUUGGAUUUUCUGGAUUUUUUUUCCCUUUCUGUCUCCUUUGUGAAAACUGGCUGAUCCUCUAUUUAGAUCUCCAUUUUCAACCUCCCAGGAGAAUGGAGUCAUAUCAUUCUGUAAUAAUGUUGAAGUAUACAUCACUAACAAAAUGUCGUUUAUGCAGUUCAUGCUU